AUGUCUUCCACAUAUGCUUCCCAGUACUACGCUGGCACCCUGCCCAUGCCCGUCCCUUCCAAGGACGAGUACGCUGCAUACUACCAGGGCGGACACGAUGCCUACUCGGUCUCCCCGCCCGAGUCGGAGAACGUGAGCUCUGCCUCGGGCGUCGCGUCUUACAGCAGCCCUGGCUAUUCUGCCACGGCGAGCUAUGCUGGCAGCAGCCAUGGCGACUACGACACUGCCGCUUCCGCCAGCGGAAUCGAUCUGAAUGAGUACAUGCAGGAGCGCUUCGCCGAGACCUUUGAUCCUCAGCAGCUCGACCGCUGCGUCGCUCUGCAAGCACAGACGUCUGGCCAUCUCAAUGCCAAGCAGCGGGAGCUGCUCGAGCUGCAGAAGAAGGCGCAAGCUCGCCUCGCAAAGUCGCGCGCUCGUUUUGCCGAGGGCAUGCAAGAUGCGCGCCAAGUGCGAGCCGAUCUGGAGUGGACGCAGAAGAAAGUCUCAUCCCUCAAGGGCAAGGCCUCGAAGAAGCACUCCAAGGAGUACAGCAAGGCGCGCGAGCGCUACCCGUCUCCUGACUAUUAA
This is a messenger RNA of Thyridium curvatum, 567 nucleotides long. RefSeq lists its product as uncharacterized. Bases 1 to 567 code for a protein of 188 amino acids. Gene Ontology annotation, cellular component: BLOC-1 complex; endosome. The record is from RefSeq and is a predicted model, not a curated record. NCBI's taxonomy places the organism in Eukaryota, Fungi, Ascomycota, Sordariomycetes, Thyridiales, Thyridiaceae. The transcript has 3 exons. Gene Ontology annotation, biological process: endosome organization; regulation of protein localization.